Messenger RNA from Dufourea novaeangliae, 4716 nucleotides. RefSeq lists its product as uncharacterized. The coding region runs from base 1 to 4716 and encodes 1571 amino acids. Gene Ontology annotation, cellular component: membrane. The transcript has 17 exons. Lineage: Eukaryota; Metazoa; Arthropoda; Insecta; Hymenoptera; Halictidae. The record is from RefSeq and is a predicted model, not a curated record.
AUGGCGUUCUUCCAAUUAGCUAUGAAAGCCAGGAAGCUGGAAAAAGCAAGGCUAAAGUACGAGGAUGAAAAAUUCCGAUCGAUCGAGAUCUCAGAGGGUGCCAAGCCUCGGUACACACUGAAGCAACGGAUCCGUAGACAGAAAUUACGCCUCAAGAGAAAGGUUAAAAGCAUCUUCAAGAAGAUCUUCACGAUUCCAAGAGGAUCUUGGCUCUUCAGAAAGAUCGUCGAGGUGCGAACCGAGGGUACAAUGGAGAAUUAUGUCGUGAAAAGUUUUCUGGGAUUCGUCGGUGGAAUAUUCCUCACGUACAUCUUCUUCGGUUUCUUCGUUCUUCAGCUCGAUUUUAGGCUCUCUUCGGCAACGUACCUCUGCAGCGUAAUAGGGGUGAUUUUAACCCUCGGUCUGGCGUUCUCGCCGCGGAUACGUUGCAUAGUGUUCCUGUUAUUACCCCAAUUUUUCUCGAAGCGGGGACGCCAAGGGCUGGUCGCGUACGCUUUUAUUUUAGCGUUAACCGGGCCGGUGAAGAACACUCUGCACAACACCGGCGUUCUUUCGGAGUCACUGGCCUGUGCGCAGGAACAAUUGAAAGAGGCGGUGAAAACCGUCGUGGAUCUAGCGAAGCAACCGUUCUACGCCCUGCGUGACGCGAUAUCGAAAGUCAUAAAGUCGGUCAAAGCUGUCGUGAAAAGAAUCAAACAGACACUGCUCGCGAUCAAGAGGAUCGUUCUCAGUAUACUCAGAGUCAUCACUUCGGUGUUCCAGUGGCUGGGGAGUAUAGUAAACAUAUGUAAUAAGAAAUUAGGCACUCCCUUCGACAGGUGCCAGAACGUCUUCGAGGGUGCAGUGGCGGAUUGCAAAGCGAAACUGGGUCCUUAUUUAGGAGUCGUUUGUAAUGUAACAUACGUUGUCAGUGCUCUUUGCUACAUAGUGAAGCCGUUGGACUUCAUUUGCAUGCUAGUUACUUAUAUAGCUGACUCUGUAGUUGGCGUCGUUAAACGCAAGAUUAAAAGGUUCACGAUGCAUAUGAAGGCGAUGUUUUACGUCAAAGUCAAGUUCUCCCAUUCGUUUCACUUCGAGACGAACCAAAGCAGAACGAUAAAGGACGUCUCCGCUAAUAUAUCAACCGAGAUACGAUCAAGAACCGACGAGUUAUUCGGUUUCUUCAACUCGAUAAGCUUCCUCACAUCUCUUUUUACCUUUAUUAUUGUGCUCAGAGUAAUGCGUUACCGUUUCAAAUGGCUGACCAGCGAGCGCUUCGACAAUCGGUACAUAACAAACGAUCUGCGCACCAUAGACAUAAUAAGAGCACGUCAGGACAAAGAAACUGUUCUGCCGCUUAAUCCACGGGAGAGAAGCAGAUACGUGCCCCUGUCCUCUGUCAUGUUAGUGAAAUCCGAAAGGACCAAGUUGGCGAGAUCCGCGGUGUUUUUGUGUCUGGCCACGAUCAAGCUCCUCGCCUAUAUGGCGAUAGAUUACAGUCUCUACUGGGUGCUGAACAUCAUUCAGAUCCACGGUCGAUUUCAAAGUAAGGUGGAGAAACCAACCGUGGUGACUGUUCACGUUGCCGGCGAAGGAUAUCUGUCUGAUCUCUACAGAAGUAUUGUGAGAGCGUUCACACCUCAUGGAAAAGAGUCGGAAAUCAAUACGAUGCUUUGCCUACCGGACCCCGUGCCACCUGAUCUCGACAAAUACAUUCAGAUCGUCGCUUUGAUUAUCCUCUUCUGGUUGGUCGCAGUCUUCGAACCGUACGGUCUGCGACUGAGGCACGUGGUUCUUUGUCAGUAUUAUCCUGACAGGGCGAAACAGAGGGCUGCCUGGUUGUACAAUCACAUUAUCAGAUCGAGAGGAAGCUUCCUGAAGUUCGCCAGACGUCAGUUACGUCGAAAGUUCGGCCUGGCAGGAGGACAAACGAUCGAGAAAGUCACAUUGCAGGACAGACUCUGGGCGACAUGCCCCUUCCUGAACGUCUUCUUCCCGCGAAAGCAGAAAAUGUGCUUGUUGUGUGGCGCACCGGAACAUUCCGACGAUAACCCGCACAUAAAAUGCCCGACCCCCGGCUGCGUGGGCUUGUUCUGCCCGCAGUGUUUCGCGGAUCUGCAAAACUUGUGCACUAUUUGUCGAUCGCCGAUAGAUUACGGUGACAUAUCCGACAUCAGCGAGGAGAAAGACUCGUCUGAAGAUGGAUAUCCAGUGGUGAAGGCAAAACCUGAAGUACCUAUAGAAGUAAACGAAGUGGGAGAAACAGAAGAAGAAACGGGAGAAACUGAAGAAGAAGUGGAAGAACCCGAAGAUGAGACCAAAGCGCUGCUGAAAAAAGUACCAAAAAAGGAGGCAAAAAGAAAGGUAAAAAAGAAAGUAGCCAAAAAGACAGAAGAAAAGAAAGUGGCGAAGGUAAAAGAACAAAAGCCAGCAGUAGUUGAAGUACCAGAAGUAGAAAAGGAUACAUAUCAGCAGACAGAAGAGAAAUUCAUCGAAGACUCUGACGCCGAUAGUUACACAUAUCAGGAGGAGUCUCCAAGAGAAGUAAAGGUCAAGAAAUAUAGGGAACCGUUUAAAGACGUCGAAGCUCAACAAAUUUGUGACGACGUAACGAUCCAAAUAUUUAACGAACCGUUCGUAAGAGAAAUAUCCUCGAGCAGCGAGUCUUGUUUCGUGGUGAGGGCACGUAGGAAGAUUCGUUCCAGAUUGAAAAAGAAACCAGCGUCUGACGGGAAGGAUUCCGAUUCAUCAUGUUCGAUAGCCGACACGGAGUCUUGGUCGAGCGAGGAGGUCGACGAGGAGGAAGUCAUACACAUAGAAGUGGACGAUGACUGCGAAGAAUUACUAGGGAAGGAUCGAAGGGAUAAGGAGAAACGGGGUCGUAUAAAUAAAAUCGAUGAUAGCAAAGCUUGCCGUUCACUGGAAACGAAACGACCGUCUCUGAUGAAUAAGAUCGUCAGCAUGCUUCAAAGGAAGCAAACGGUGCCGAUACAGACGUAUAAAAGAAGCAAGAAGAUAAAAGGCUCUUCGUCGUCCUCCUCGUGCUCGUGCGAAGACGAAAGUAGGGCUUUCUUGAAAGACGGAGGCAGAUCGCCCGAUGCCAGGCAUCUUCCGAGAAGAAGAAUUCGAAAGACAGAGACGGACGACGAGUCCGAUGAAAUGGAAAACAUCGAUUUUAAGCAUCCGCGUGAAAAGCAAUUCACUACGAAACAAUUACCAAAGUAUUUGGAGUCAACCGCAAAAUGCACGUCAUAUUUCGAAGUAGACGAAACGGAGGAUUCUAGAUCCGCGCGAAAAUGCGUCCGACAAGUGGAGGAUGUCAACGAAUUGUCAGGCGUAAAGGCGGCCGCGGAUCGAAGGAAGAGAGACACUUGGAAUAUAACAGAGGACGACGAAUUUAUGCCUCCUUGCUCUUGCACGUCAGACCUGACGUACGAUACGAUCGAGGAUAGAGGUCUUAGAACGAUGGGAACGAGUGCCACAUCGGAACACACGGAUACUUCGAAGACAAUCACGGAAACGGAGACGGACGAAGCUUCAUUGGUGACUGAAAGUGACACAGAACACACGGAGGAAACGAAAUCGUCGACAAGUGUGGAAAAAGAAGACUCAAAGGACGUAUUUGAUGAUUCUUCCGAGUACGAAGAAUCGAAGGAUUCAGGAGAAGAGACGACAGAGAUAAGUGAAGAUACUCAGGAAGAAGUGCCUAGGAAGAAGGGUAAGCAGGUGAAGGCUCGUAAGGAGACUAGAAAAGUACUGAAAAAGUCUGAAGUAUCAACUGGAGAUGUUACCGUACCUACGAGAGAAAUCACGGAUCGAGUAAGGCCCCUGAAACAAACUGUGCAACCUUCUGGGCCCGCUCCGAUGCACGAUGCUUUGGCUGGCUUGGAAGUGUAUGAUGUUGAUUAUAAAUCGAGAAGGGAACCGCAACGUGAACGACAAGCGGGUGGUGGAGACGAGGAAUUUGUCGAGGAGAAGCCUGAUGAGCCUAAAGUAGAAGAUUUAAAAGAGGAAAAAGAGAGGAAAGGUUCUAGGGGUCAGAAUCCAAAAAAGAAGUCUACAAAAAGUGGUGAUAAGAGAAGAAAAAUGGCGGAACAGCUUAAAGGAUUUUAUUCGAAAGCGAUACCUCGAAAAUCCGACAAGAAACGAGAAAUAGACGAAGUACCUGAUCCAAGGAAAUCAGAAAAAAAGUCUACGAAAAGUGGUGCCAAGACAAGAAAAAUGGCUGAACAGCUUAAAGGAUUGUAUUCUAAAGCGAUACCUGGAAAAUCUGAUAAGAAACGAGAAAUGGACGAAGUACCUGAUCCAAGAAAAUCAGAAGAAAAGUCUACGAAAAGUGGUGCCAAGACAGGAAAGAUGGCUGAAAGACUUAAAGAAUUUUACUUAAAAACGGUGCCUACGAAAUCUGAUAAAAAGGGAGAGGAUGAUAAAGAGUCAGCAGUAGAAGGAUUAAAACGAAAGUCUGUGGACGAUAGUAACAAAGACAAAGAUAGGGUUGAACAAUCUGAGGUGCAAGAACCUAAAGUAGAACAUAGAACAUCUCAAGGAACAUCUAUAGAAGACAGUAACAAAGAAGAAGAGAGGGUUGAACAAUCUGAGGGUCAGGAUCCAAAGGAAAAACAUAGAACAUCUCAAGAUAAGAUGGAGGAAAAGAAGAAAAAAUCAAAGGAUUCGAUAGGAGAAUCUGUAGAAGAUACUGAUACAACGAAUGAGAAGGUUCAGAAAUCUGAAGAGUAA